Lotus japonicus is the source of this 2053-nucleotide messenger RNA. RefSeq names its product putative FBD-associated F-box protein At5g22720. The record is from RefSeq and is a predicted model, not a curated record. The transcript is spliced from 4 exons. Gene Ontology annotation, molecular function: protein binding. Bases 89 to 1753 code for a protein of 554 amino acids. NCBI's taxonomy places the organism in Eukaryota, Viridiplantae, Streptophyta, Magnoliopsida, Fabales, Fabaceae.
AACUUUGAAAUGAAUCUCAUCAGAAUUUUAUGGAGGCACCGAGGCAAGCAUUAUACUUAUACUGGGAUUUUCAACUUACAAGGCCAUAAUGUUGCAGAAAUUGCGAAAAGAUUUACAGUCCAAUCCAGGUUCUCACCCAUUUGAUGAGGCACACAUGAAUGGAAACAUGGACAUGAUUUCUCAGUUGCCAGAACCCAUCAUUCAUGACAUACUCUCUUGGCUCCCCAACAAAGACUCAGCAAGAACUUGUGUCCUCUCCAAAACUUGGAGAUAUUUGUAUGCUACCAAACCCAUCAUGGUUUUCAAUCACUUUGAGUUUGAUCCACAAAUUGAUGGCCAUAGUUUUAUAUCAAGAGGCAUCAUCAGAAGACCUUUUCUUUUGGCCAAAACAUACUCAGAGAAAAAAGAGUUGUUCAUGAACUAUGUGCAGAGUUCUUUGAAACGUUUCUUCCAUCAACAGCAACAUCUUCCACGGCUGAGAAAAUUUGAUUUAACAGUCUGCACUUAUGAUGACAAAACUGAACAAGAGUUUGGCCACAUAGGUGAGUGGUUGCAUGAUGUGAUUCAUAAUGGAACUGAUACUAUAUGUCUUAAGAUUAUGUCAUAUCAUGAUGCCCCUUACCCUUUGCCUCAUUUCAUUCUUUCUUCUAAGAUGCUGCAAGAAUUGUGUUUGUCUGGGUCCCUUUUGCUCUUUGCUGGUAGGGAUAUCAGUCUUCCUUCUCUUCGUGUACUUUCCCUUUGUAAUGUUCAUCAUGUCAAUGAUGAUUUGGUCAAACAUUUUUUCAGUGGUUGUCCUUUAGUGGAGGUAUUGAGGAUCCAAGGUUGCAAAAACUUAGUUGAUCUUCAAGCUUCAUGUCUCUCCAGGCUUGUAGAACUUGCCUUAGAUUCCUGCAGCUUUGUUAGAACGGUUGAAGUUGGUUCACUAAAUUUUAAAUCUUUCUCUUACUCUCGUAGCAAAACCCCACCUAACAUUACAUUGUUGGGAGCUUCCAAAACUUUGACAAAGUUGAAGAUGGAAAUUUGUGGUAUUGGACAUCAGAGUCCAUUUCAUCAGCUGUCCGAAUUCGUUCAGCUUGAGGAAUUGGUUCUGGAACAUGUUGAUACUGGGAAAGUCCCUAUGAAGAUUUCUAGCAAAAGUCUCAAGAGGUUGGUCAUUAGAAGCUUGCUCAAUAUGAAACAUGUGGUAGAGAUUGAAUGUCCUAAUAUUACUGCAAUGGAAUAUACAUCCAACUUACUGCCAUUCAAUUCUCUGAGCCCUUUGAAUCCAGAACAUUUUAGACUUGAAUUCCAUCUUGUAUUCCAACAUGUUGUUUGGUUGGAUGCCUUGAAGAUAAUAUUUGAAAAUGGUUUUACUUUUACCAAAUACCCAAUGGCCUGUCUUGUACUGAAAGACCAUAAGGAAGUGAUAAUUCUGGAUCUAGAUGGUGUGUUGAUUGAAGUGAUGCUUUCUUUUCUCAAUCGAGUUGAGGAUUUGGAGUCUACAUCAAGCAUAAUUAUAAAAUCAGGUUUUGUAGAUGUGAAGAAUGAAAUUUUGACUCCCAUGCCUCCACAUAUGGCAUUUAAUGUGGAAUCAUCUUGGACUAGCAACUUCACACAGGUCUUUUUAGAAAAAUUAUCAAGGAAAAUGGAGUCUUGUAGCUGCUUUGUGGAGAGGGACACCAACAUUGUAAAUAUUCCCUGUGUAUUGAGGCAAUUCCUAUCUUCAUCAUACCAAAUACAUAGAUUUGUUUCAAAAUGGGAUUGGAAAAUUUGAUAAUGUUUGUUGUUGGACAAUGCCCCUCAUGUUCCAAAGAUCGGUUCCAAGACUCUCUAUAUCUACUAUAGAGAGGAAACAUAACCACACGACGGAAGGCUCUGCAAUGAUGGAGGAGACCAUGGAUCUGUUGUGGUGUAAUGAGGUUCUGUUAUUUCUGUUUCCCUUUUUAUGUUUUAAUUAGUUAGUUGAAACUCUCAUUCUUCAGGAAGUUUCAUUUAUGCAGCAUACUUAGCUGAACACAUUGUAAGCAUGAGCAUUCAUUGUUGAAUCAAUCAAUUCAGAUUCUUUCUUCUUCUA